Messenger RNA from Phalacrocorax carbo (great cormorant), 6173 nucleotides. NCBI's taxonomy places the organism in Eukaryota, Metazoa, Chordata, Aves, Suliformes, Phalacrocoracidae. The record is from RefSeq and is a predicted model, not a curated record.
GACUUCCGCUGGGAGCCGGAAGCGGGUCUCUCAUGCGAGCGGGUGGUUGAGCCUCGGCUGGGAGACGUUCGGGCCCCGCAGCCGCCGCCGCCGCCCCCUCCGCGCCCCCGCCCCGCUGUGCUGCCGCCGCCCGCGCCUCCUCCCAGCCCCCGUCCCGCUCUCCGCUACCCUUCUCCCGGCAUCCGGCGGCGGUGAGGCCCCGGCGGCGGCGGCGGCGCAACGAGAGGCCCCGGCGCCAGCGGGGAACCCGGCGGGAGCGAGACGCCCCGGCGCCAGCGAAGACCCGACCCCCUCCUAACCCCCGUGCCAGUCCGUCUUCUCCCCGUUGGGGCCCGACCCGAGGGCGGCGGCUGGUGACAGCUUACAAAGGUGACCAGUAAAGUUCUCUCUGAGCAGCCAAAAAGCAGACAGCUCAUGACUUCUGAUCAGGACACUAAAGUUGUGGCUGAACCGCAGGUGCAGCAAGUGCAAGAAGUUAAAGACGGUUCUCAUCUAGAGUCAACCAAGGUUUCUGAGUUAAAUCCUAAUGCAAAGGUGUGGGGAAAUCAUAUGUUACACUUGGAAGCAAGUGGUGCCACUGAUGGUAGCGUGAGCAAAACGUGGGAAGAAAUACCUGACCAACCUCCAGAUUCUUGUAAAGAAGGACUGGAUGCCAACGGUGAUGGCGACAAAAAGCAUCAGAACGCAGUGCUGACAGAGCUGCAGGAGCCGUCACCAGCUGUUUCAGUGUCAGACCAGACAGAUAUGAACCCUUUGGCUCUCGAUCAUUCUGAGUAUGAGUCUAUGCAUGAAACCACCCAGACAGGUGGAAACGAACAGUUGCAGCCAGAAGGUCAGGAAGAUUUACGAGAAUUACUGAAAAAAACACUGGAAUUCUGCUUAUCUAGAGAAAAUCUUGCCAGUGACAUGUACCUUAUAUCACAGAUGGACAGUGAUCAGUAUGUGCCAAUAAUGACAGUAGCGAAUCUUGAUCAUGUCAAGAAACUCAGUACUGAUAUGGAUUUGAUUGUUGAAGUGCUGAGAUCGUUGCCUUUGGUCCAAGUGGAUGAGAAGGGAGAAAAAGUUAGGCCAAAUCAGAAUCGCUGCAUUGUGAUUUUACGUGAAGUACCUGAAUCUACCCCCAUUGAAGAGGUUGAAGCACUUUUCAAAGGAGAUAAUUUGCCUAAAUUUAUUAACUGUGAGUUUGCCUAUAAUGACAAUUGGUUCAUCACAUUUGAAUCAGAAGCUGAUGCACAGCAGGCUUAUAGAUACCUUAGAGAAGAAGUGAAAACUUUCCAAGGAAAACCGAUUAAGGCAAGGAUAAAAGCAAAGGCAAUAGCUAUAAACACAUUUUUGCCAAAGAAUGGAUAUAGACCUCUGGAUAUGAACCUCUACACGCAGCAGCGUUACACAACAUCCUUUUACUUACCUCCAGUAUACAGUCCCCAUCAGCAGUUUCCAUUGUACAGCUUAAUUGGUCCACAUACCUGGUCAGCCACACACAGCUACCUUGACCCUUCAUUGGUAACACCGUUUCCAAAUACUGGAUUUAUCAAUGGGUUCACAUCUCCAACCUUCAAGCCUGCUGCUUCUCCACUGACUACACUCAGACAGUAUCCUCCCAGGAACAGGAAUCCUAGCAAGUCUCAUAUACGACAUACAAUACCCAGUGCAGAAAGGGGACCUGGGCUUCUAGACAGUCCUACAAUAUUCAACUUUUCUGCUGAUCGUUUAAUCAAUGGCGUCAGGAGUCCACAGACACGGCAGCCAGGACAAAACAGGACACGGAUGCAGAAUGCUACUACGAGUUAUGCCAAGAGGGAAGUAGGAACUGGACGGAUGGAACAGACCAGCAUUGACUCCUCUCCUGGAUUAGGUAGAGGAAGGAAAAACUCAUAUGGCUACCGAAAGAAAAGGGAGGACAAAUUUACAAGAGGCCAAACACAGUCUCCACCACCCCCAAAACCUCCAUCUCCUAGCUUUGAAUUGGGUUUAUCUAGCUUUCCUCCAUUACCCGGGGCUGCUGGCAAUUUAAAGACCGAAGACCUUUUUGAAAACAGAUUGUCCAGUGUGGUAAUAGGAACGUCAAAAGAAAGAAACAUCAAUGUGGAUGCAAGUACAAACACUAUUCCAUCAGGAAUUCCUCGAGAGCCGUUGUUGCCAGUUUCUUCUACAUUGCCCAGGACGUUUGAAAGGUCUCCUUCGCCAUCCCAGUCUUCUGAGGAUUCCAAGGUUGUGGAUAAACAGCAGAGAGAGACACAGAGUACAGAAAGGCUUUCUUCUUCCACACUCAGUACUGCAUGUAAAUCGGUACAAGUCAAUGGGGCUGCCAUAGAACUGCGAAAACCUAGUUAUGCAGAAAUUUGCCAGAGAACAACUAAGGAUCCUCCUACAUUGCAACCCCAAAAAGAACAGAAGCCAAACACUGUAGCAUGUGGGAAAGAAGAAAGAAAGCCCACAGAAACAAUAGAGAAAAACAGAGAACCUCCUCCUGCAAAGUCACAUCCUGGACAACCCAAAGACCAGAGGAGACAGUCAGGGCGCAGAUCGUCCCCUCCAGCUGUUGGCAAACGCUUAAAUAAAGAACAGAAUACCCCUCCAAAAUCUCCUCAGUGAAACUAACACCUGGGAGGGAUUUGAAGAGGUCUGCUUCCCACAAAUUAAACCCAUGUUCCCACUAAGAUACCUGAGAAUGAGUUGCUGGUUAGGAGCUUGCAGUGAUACUAGGCAUAUAACAAUGCCUGCAAGUUAUUUUUCCGUGAAAUAAUUUUUCCCCUCUUGAAGAAAUAUUCUGUUUUUCUGGAUACUUCUGGAUAGUUGUUCUAAACCUUACAUUUAGGUUGGUGCUUAAUUGGAGGUGAAGCUUAGUGUGAUUUUCUUUUCCAAGAUGUAAAAUAUUUGUCUUUAAAAAAAAAAAAAUCAACUUUUUAUUAAGCCUCUCUGUGGCUGUGUGAGUGCAAGCUCUGUAUAGUGAGUUUUUUCUAAACUGUUAAGCAGAAACGUGCUGCUGCAAUAUUUUUAAUAAACUGGUCUGCAAGUACAUAUCUAAAGUGUCCAAAAGACUGAUAACGGCAGCUAGUGUGUAGAGUGCAAGGAAGUAGGUAUAUAUUACAAAUUAGUACGUGACCUUGAAGAUUUUCUUUUCUUUAUUGGGCUGCUGUACUAAGUGUCAGCAAAUGAACUUGCACUUCUAGGUUAAAUGAGUAGUUGUUUCUAGUGUUUUUAAGAAUUUAAUCUUUUUUUGAUGUUUUGCACACACAAAAUGAAUCCUAUGGAGCACCAUAGCAGUCUUUCUAAAAUCUUUCCUUUUUUGACUUACUGCAAGCAAGUAACCAUCUUCUCACUCCAGAAUAAAACUGAUGUUAUAAUUUGCAAAUACAAAGCACAUUGUGAAUAGAAAGAAUUAAGUCUGUGAGCUUCUAUGGUGGUGAAGCCUGUUAGUGGAUGUUAUCAGGAGAAAGCACUGUAGCCUUCUUGUGAUAACCUUAGCUUCCCUGUGCUUGUAAGGGAGUUAACUGAGUCAGCGCUGUAUGUUCUGGUUACCCCUGUGCUCUGUGUAGACUUUUUUUUAAACUCGGCCCCAAGUGCUCUUUGAAAGAGUUCAUAUCUUAGUCAGCCUUGUGUUGACAUCUUCCUGUAACUGCAAGCAUUGGCAUACGGAUUUAAAUUUUUCAAGACGUGAGAUAAUGGUGUUUGUUUUGUGUGGUGGAGGAAGAGAUCCCUGGUAUUUACCUCUAGGAUGAGGUUUCUCACACUUACUUUAGAAGUGAUGCGCUUUCUGAAGGACAAGGAUGCACUAAAUUAGGAAGUUUCUAAUAAAGUUGAAUAUAAAUUAUUUUUGUUUUAAAAUGCCUAAAGUUUUUCUUUAAGUGUUUAAACUGCAGGAAGUUCAGACAAAACUCAUUCCUGCUGACUAUAACAGUACAGUUUAUUCCACAAAAAUGUUUAUUUAAACAACUGAUUUUUUUAAAGAAUUAUUUCCAUCCAAUAUUUAAAGACUUGAAUUUUAUUUAAACUUGAAAAUGACUUUGCCUUAACUUUUGUACAAGACAGCUUAGAGUUAAUGAGGUCUGACCCCGUGGAGGGGGUUAGCAUGAGUGGAAUACAGAAUUACUCAGUUACAGUAUGUAUCUAUUGUCACUGGUCUUACUGGGUAAACAUACUGUAGUACAGGAACUAGCAGCAGUUUUUGUAAUAUACCUUAAAAGAUCUUAAACAGUUGAUCUUUUUCAGAUUGUUGAAAAACCUGUAAAUGCAAAUAGUCAAUACUGUAUUAAAUAUGUGCACUUGGAAGUGUGUGCUUUGCUUGUACAGUUGUAAAUAAUCAGAACAUAUAAAAAGGUACCCUAAAGAAAAAAUCUGAUAAAAAUUAUUGAUAUUAUAAAUGUUGCUGUUGAGCUGGAUGUAGAUAAACUAAAUGUUGUGGUUUGAAUAUUACUUUAAUUUGUUGUUUUUUCUUUUUCUUAUUUUAUUCUGGUGUGCUGAACUGACUCUGCCUCUUCACUGCAAAAGGGAAAUGGAAUGAAAGUCUUAGUUGAAAGCCCUCAAAUGUUUUUCCUCGGUCCCUCUAAAAACAAGUGAUUUAACCAAUUCAAAAGUGUUCUGCAAUGUAAAUAGUAAUUUCAGCAGUCAAAGUGUAAUUUUAAGUCAUUAAUUAAAAACAAAUCUAAUUGGAAGAAAACUUUAGACUGCUACAAAAAUAUACACUGCAGCUUACUUGUCUGCUUCCAAGAAUAUCAGUGCUUUCCUUAGUGUAUGGUUCAUAGAACUAUAAAGUAACUAUAGAAGUUGACUCCUGAUAAAUUUCCUGUUACAAGCAUCAGCUGGUAACUAGUUGACCUUUCAAAUCUGGCCUGUUGUGUGCCUCAGAAUUGGUCAAAAUAGGGCAUGCUGGAACCUGUUGCAUUUUCUUGUUUAAAAAGCGCACCGAGUGCUGUGGGAGGAGAUGGGACUCUGACAACAUCACCAAAACUGCUCAACUAGUUCUGUCAUUGGAUUUGAAUAUGCUUCUCCUUUCCCCGGUGGCAGUGAAAAUGGUAGCUAGAGUUGUGUAUGGUUUAGGCCAGCUGUAUGAUUUAUUUUGUUUGUCUGCUGCAAGUGAAAGGCUUACCAGCUGCAAACAAUCACAAGUGGUUCCUCACAGCGACUCUGUACAGCUAGUCAUAAUACUCGACUGGUACCUAAGGUAAAAUAUUGAGACCAGCGGGAUGUGUUGUGCUGUUCUAAUGUAUUCUGCUGCCAUUUGUGCUAGGUCAAUACACUGUAAUUACUGCUUACCCGGCAACAGUCUGUUGCAUCAAAAGUUUAAACCUUCCUCUGAUGUGGUUUUUAUAGUUUUGGUUUUUUUAAAAAAAAGUGACACACCAAAUAGCUGUGUAAUAUACAACUUAUCCUUACUGCGUUUUACUUUGAGAUUUUUUUUCCACUCAGUGACAAAAUGGAGUUUUCAGAGUAGAGUUGUGAAGUUGCAUGCAGACUGUUGCUAUGAUACAUAGAGAUUAAAAUGUGACUUUUAAAAUGGAAAACCUCCCAAAAGCAGUAGCUGAGUUAAAGGUUUAGGGAUGCAGUAAUUAAAAUUGGCGUUUUACCUUGUAGGGCUGUGUGUGGUGAUGCUUUUCAUUUUGAAAACAAGUCAAAAUUGGAAUCUGAGACACUUCUUUCAGGAAUUUAAAAAAAAAAACAGAGCUUACUUUUAAAACUUAAUGUUGUUUCAGAUCAGUUCCCCCCCAUGACACUGUCAUUUGCCACUUAAAAAUCUGUGAGCAGUGGCACGUUUUUUAUGUUGCUGCGUUAUCCUUCGAAGACUUCAGCAGCUGGCACAGAAAGGCCCUUGUUCGUGUGGCGCAGUGUAUCACAAGCAACAGCUGACUGUAAUGGUGCAUACCUAUCUCUGUAUCUCCUUCAGCUAGCUACACUUAGGCAUUUUUAUGUGCUUUGUAACCUAUUACACUAAUAGCAGCAGACAAUCGAAGAUUUCUAAGGAGACCUAACAGCUGCCAAUUCAUGAAAUAGAAGUGUAAUAUGGGAGCCUUCUUGAGGGUUUUUGUUUUUGUUCUUCUUCCAUUAAGACUGGAAUCAAGCUUACAUGUAAACUAUCAGUAAUUUAAGUUUCCUUUUGUGUCAUAAAAUGUAAAACUGUCUAAUUUGAAAAAAAAAUGUAGGUUAUGAAAAAUAAAGAUUUAGGCACUGUUGAA